This is a messenger RNA of Dalotia coriaria, 1672 nucleotides long. Its product is annotated as acyl-CoA Delta-9 desaturase-like. The transcript has 6 exons. Gene Ontology annotation, cellular component: endoplasmic reticulum membrane. Lineage: Eukaryota; Metazoa; Arthropoda; Insecta; Coleoptera; Staphylinidae. Gene Ontology annotation, biological process: unsaturated fatty acid biosynthetic process. Bases 311 to 1498 code for a protein of 395 amino acids. The record is from RefSeq and is a predicted model, not a curated record. Gene Ontology annotation, molecular function: stearoyl-CoA 9-desaturase activity; iron ion binding.
GAGUGCAGUCGAAAGGCGUCCGCAAAGUCUCGCGAAUCUCGCGUGUCUCUGGAACAAGAAGAAGAUCGCAAGCAAGGCCAGAAGUGAAAGACGCAGUUCCGUUUCAAUUCCAUAAACUAAAAGUUACGUUUCCGUUAAAUAAACAAAAUUUGAAUUAAAACACAUAGAAUUGUCAAAGGAAAUUGCAAAUUCAUGUAAAAUCAGUGAUUUAAAUUUGAAUUUGUUUACAUACUGGGAUUUUAAUUAAUAAAUUAAUUAUAUUGUGUUUUUAUUGGGAAAAUAUUGAGGACGGUACAAAGUGUUUUGCAAAAUGGCGCCGACAAUGUCACCGCUCUUCCUAGCUGAAGUUACCAAUGAGAACGAUGAUGCACUCCUACAAGACAAACCAUUUUUAACGUAUCCUGGACACAGCAACAAGUUAUCAUCCAACAAUCAACAAAAUUCGCAGCAAUAUAAAUGGGAUAUUGUUUGGAGAAAUGUUUUUGGCAUGAUUUACCUGCACACAUUUGCUUUUUAUGGAAUUUACUUGUUUUUCGCGGUUGUACAAUGGAAAACUGCAUUUUUUGUGUCUGCGUUGAUUCUAAUGUCUGGUAUUGGCAUAACGGCGGGUGCACAUAGGUUAUGGGCACAUCGAUGCUACAAAGCAAAAUGGCCGUUGCGUGUUUUACUUGCGAUUUGGCAGACUAUGGCGUUUCAGAAUCACAUUUACGAAUGGGUGAGAGAUCAUCGAGUUCAUCAUAAAUUUACCGAUACUGAUGCUGAUCCACAUAAUGCUCAAAGAGGAUUUUUCUUUUCACAUAUGGGUUGGUUGCUUGUUAAGAAACACAAAGACAUCACGAUAAAAGGGAAAUCAGUAGAUUUGUCCGAUCUGCUUGAGGAUCCGAUUGUGCGCUUCCAGAAAAAAUUCUACUUAAUUCUAAUGCCAAUUUGUUGCUUUGUGCUACCAACAUUAAUUCCAUUCUAUUUGUGGAACGAGGAUCUGUUUGUUUCGUGGUACGUUUGCGCAGUAGCAAGAUACACAUUGACAUUGAACGGAACAUGGUUGGUAAACAGCGCUGCACAUAUUUAUGGACUCAAACCUUAUGACAAAACUAUGAGUCCAUCGCAAAAUAAAUUCGUGGCUGUAAUGGCGUUCGGUGAAGGAUGGCACAACUACCACCACGUUUUCCCAUGGGAUUACAGGGCGUCCGAAUUCGGCUACCACAUUAAUAUAAGCACGCGCAUAAUUGAUUGGUUUGCCAAGAUUGGCUGGGCUUACGACCUCAAGACCGUCUCUAAGGAGCUGAUUGAACGGAGAGUUGCUCGAACCGGAGAUGGCUCUCGACAAGAGGGUCGAAACGAUGGCAAAUUGUACGAAAAUCAGAAACAGGAGAAUCGGCGAAAAAAUCAAAACGUGCAUCAUAAGCAUUGCGAUGGCGAGGAGAUAUGGGGAUGGGGUGAUAAGGAUAUUAGCGAAGAGCAUUUAAAAUACGCACAAAUCACCAACACACUAGGUUAAGACAAAAUGAAACCUUUUUAAAUAUAUUUUUACAACAAUGUUAAACAUCAUGUAUAGAAUUUUUAUUCUUAUUUAGAAAACUUGGUUUAUUGUUAAAAAGGACUUUAAUUUGUUGAUAAUUUUAUUAUAGAAUAAAACAUGUUAAUGUUAUUUAAUAAAAGAAAUAAUGUUUAA